Molecule: messenger RNA, 7028 nt
Organism: Odontomachus brunneus
Lineage: Eukaryota; Metazoa; Arthropoda; Insecta; Hymenoptera; Formicidae
Gene: dmpd
Product: F-box only protein 28
Exons: 7
Coding region: 715-2205 (496 amino acids)
Biological process (GO): positive regulation of DNA-templated transcription
Cellular component (GO): nucleus
Molecular function (GO): transcription coactivator activity; protein binding
Source: RefSeq, a predicted model, not a curated record
AGCAAAGCCGGACGCGGUGCAGUUGGACGCGGACGCGGACGAUUAGUUACACGGCACGGCAUUGCACGGCGCGACGCGGCGCGGCGUGGCGCGGCACGCAGCGGACUCGAGAGAGCGUGUGUCGUCUCGGGAGAGCGUGCGUGCAAUACACUCUCGCCGCGGUUAUACAUAUGUACAGAUCGUUGCCGUUGCUAGCCGUUGUCACCGUCGACGUCGGCGUCGUUGUUGCUGCGGUAUACGGCUUCGGAGGGUAGCAGCGGCGGCUCGCGCGGAUCCUGCGGUGCGCGCAGGGUUCCGCGUGCCUUUAUCCGCCUGCGAAAUUUGCGUAUUUGCUUGCUUGCGUGCGUGCGUGCGUGCGCGAGAAGGCGGCGGCAGUAGUAGCAUCGGCAUCAUCAUCAGCAGCAGUAGCAGCUAAGCGGCAGUAAACCCGCCGCGGCCAGUGACAACGUUUAUUUUCGAUACGAUCACGGAGGCCGAGCGAGCGGGUGCGAGCGAGAGAGGCAGAGGUAGGGAGGGAGAGAGGGAGAGAGAGAGAGAAAGAACUCUGCCCUGAAACCGCUCUGCAGCGCGAAGUGCGUUCCCGUGGGAGCGCGACGGAGACCGCCGAAGCAGUUACGGUUGCAGCGGAGAAAGAAGAGAUCCGUGGUUGCGUUGAUUGCUCACGCACAAUCAGCCGAUUUCGAACCAACAAGUGGCUUGUUGAAAAGUAAGAAAAUGGUGUCGACUCGUCAGUCAAGUAACAUGGGAAGCAGCAGUGGCGGCGGCGGUAACAACGGCGGCGGCGGUGGCAGCGGUGGCGGAUCGGUUGGCGAAGUCGUGGAAGCGAGUUCGUUGAAGAAACAUCAACCGGGAACGGCCGCUGGCACCUCCAACGGUGGCUCCACCGCUGAAUCCCCGCCUGUCCACAAUUUGAAUCUCCUGAAUCUACCCGUUGAGAUUCUGGAGAAGAUCUUUGGCUACCUAGGUUACAACACGGUGGCUCACCUGCGCCCGGUUUGCCAUCAACUGGAUCGCGUCUGCGGCUCAAUGCUGAACUCCACGUUUCAGAAGUUACAGGCGCAGAUGUUGAGCCGUUUCCAGGCCAUCAAAGCGCAAAUGCCCAGACGUGAGUCCGCGCGUAGAAACCAUCCGUUAGCUUGUGAGUCUGACAUCAUAGAGACUCUGCACAUGCGGCUCACUUUGCUGCAGAUGAGUUUCGGCAAACACAUCGAGCGGAAGCACUGUUGCUUCUUCCCUGGUGAGAUUCUCGACGAAGUGUAUCGCAUUCUCCAUUACAUAAGAGUCACUCCAAAACUGGCGAAACCCUAUAAGGUCACGGACGAGCUGUUCGACUUGAGUACCAUGGCCAUGGAAUAUUUUAAAGAGCACAUCGAGCCGACAUUACCGGAAAUACCUUACUUUGGAGCUGACUUUUUGGAUCUAGCGGGAACGUUCUCUUCUAGUACUGUGAGUAAACCAUUUAUGUGCCUGGAUUCCGCGCCGUUAAGCGUCGGGAGCGGUAAGACGGGCAAUACCAACGGAGAAGACGGCUCUUCGCCGCAUUGCUCGGACGACCCGGCCCUUCUGGAGCCCAGCGUAUCGCCACCGCAGUCGAACAUGGUUUUGCGAAAACGUAUUCGCAAGAUCAAGCAGGGCAUGAAGCGGUACAACAGCCAGUUAACACUAAUGCGUAGGGAUCUAAAGUGUUGCAAGGCGAAGAUUGCCGAGCAGCAAAAGCAGAUCGUGGAGUACGCCACUCGGCUGGACGACAACGACAAGAAGAACGAGGAGACGUCGCGGAAAUUCAGCACACUCCUACAGGUAUUUACACAGGAAUUGAACAAAUGCAAAACUGAGCUACAAUAUUGGCGGUCCAAGUCACCGGCAAUACCGGUGUGCAUAGGCUGUGGCCAGUCAAUGCCAGUCCCUACGGAAGAUUUACAAGCCUUAGCGAAUCAAGGAGUGCUGCCGGACACAUUCGGCGAAGGGCUCGACUUCAUUCCCAUCGCGGACGCCCACAGUCCCAUCGAGAUUGCACCGCAAGCCCCCGUAGCGGUCACGCAAUCUCCGUCGACAACAACGGUGGAAAUGGCACCCCCAAAGGCUCCCGUGCCUUCAAAUGUAGCGUUCAAGCGGAAACCCGUCGUGGAAGAAGCGUCGAGCGAUGCCGCGAAAAAGUCACGUCGCACUGCCAAGUCUCGUCAGGUUAAGCGCUCAAAGAUGUAAAAAAAUCGAUAACACUGAUCAUGGUACAAAUAUUUGUUCAACCGGUCUCUGGACAGGGGUCUCCUUUUGUGGAAAGAGCAGAAGGAGGAGUAAUGGAAGGGGGGACUUGCCGCGACGGUGUUUAAAGCGCGUUUCUUUAUGCCAGCAAGCCGAUGAUCUUAGAAAAGUACAAAAUUCCUCACCGAACGUCCUGCAUCUCGCGCAACGAACCUCGUUUUUGAAAAUUCUAAGCUACGCCGAUCGCCGUGCGAUUGUUCGUGAAAAUUUCUCUCGACAGUCGAUUCUCCGAUUUUCUUACGGACGGAGCUGUUGUCGCCGCUGACAUGCAACGGUGCGCCUCGACGAUGAUAUUCUAAAGAAACUUAGCCGAUCAUCCGCGCUUUGCUCGUAAAGCAACGUCUAACUAAAUACUACUUUCUUGGAUUCUUGUUAGAAUUCUUUGCGAUUGUCAUUGCCGAUGGUACAUCCGAGGAUGAUGAAAGAUUCGGGAUCGUGUUUGUCAUGCAUUUAAUGGCGCGAUAUCACACGAUAGAACAUAGUGGCGAGCGUCAUGUUAUCGUGGCGAGAUAAAGACUCGCUUUCCAUUUGGCUCUCCGAUCAAAAGAGCGCGCAGUGGCUGUCGUCUUGAUUUUCAGGAUGGCACGCGUUUGCUAGAAUCUAGACUGAAUACCGCAUCUUCAGCAUUUUGAUCGAACAGGACAAUACGGUAACGGAGGAAGCGUAUUAAGUCACGUAAAGGCGAAACCUUCUGUACAAAAGUCUGUAAGAUGAGUUAUUAUCGUAUCUCGGGAACGGCCGAUGAACGCAUCACGGGAAUUUUAUUCGUUCUUUAUGCCGCGUUGAUUCGCGCGCAAAAUCGAAAUUGAGCCUCAAGCAAGUUUUAUUUCGCGGUAUCGAUCGACAAGUACCUGACAGAACUAACGAAGACUGGUUCACGCAGGUACUGCAGAUGCACCAACAACCACCAUAUCAAUUCGUUUUGAUUAGUUAAGCCUGCUCAAUUUAGAAAAUUGGUUCAUUCAGAUUGAUUAGAUGCCAUUAGGUGCCACGCGUUAGAGAGAGAUGUUUUAUAUUUAUACAUAUAUUAUAUAUAUAUAUAUUUUUCGUCCAGUUGGAUAUAAUUUUUCUUUGGUAUUUGACUAUACUUGUGGAUCGAAAAAUUGAUUUAUAAUACGUGGGCCGGAUAUAAAAUCAAAAGUUUUGCAUUUUAAAUGCCUGGUUCUAGCCUUGCAGCGCGAGACAACCAGAAGAUGUCUGACAUGCAGAUUCAGGUCACGCUGAAGAGCGAGAUGUUGAUGAAGACACAUGCCUGCAAAGGCGUUAGUUUAUUUUUGUGAAUACACCAUCUCUCACCGAGCAAGAGUUACGAGAUGGAGUACAUUGCAAUAUUAAUAGAAGUAGAUAAUUAUUUAUAGGAAUGAUUCUAUUUAGAUAAAUAAAUUGGGUAUUAUACCGUUUUUUGUACAUUGUGCAAAAGAACAAGACGUCUUUUUUUUCUUUUUGUUGUGUCAGUCAAAUCGACGGAAAUUCCUGUUUAUGUGAAAACACGUCAACCGAUCGGGAAAAAAAAAAAAAAAUUAAAGACGCGACGGACGUUCUCGCGAGUCACAUGUGGAUUGAGAAUUUCAUAAUCCGUUCCGGAAGUCUUACGAUUUAUCUUGCGCGAUGAAAACAAUUAUUGGUACAGUAGGAGCAAUUGAAAUAUCUUAUUUGCACCGAUUACCCAAUUAAUCUCAAAGAAGUAUAGUUAAACAUAUUGUGAGUUAUUCAUGAUUCUAGUUAUAAAAAUGGAAAAAAAGAAGGAUAAAUAUAUAUAUAAGCGCGCGCGCGCUAUUAUAUAUUAUAAAUAUAUAUACAUAUAGAUUUAUAUGUAUAUGAACGUAUAAUGUACAUAUAUGUAUGUAUAUAUAUUUGAGUGGUAUUCGCCACAGAGAUUGUCGACGUACCACGUGGAACAUUUUAGUUUAAAACUUUAAUGGAACAAUAAGAUAUAUAUAACGAUUAAUUAAUUAAUUGAAUAAUUAAUUAAUUAACGAUAAAAUAAUUAUUAAAAUAUAUAUGAAGUAAAAAAGUAUAUAUAUAAAUAUAUAUAUAUAUAUAUAAUUUUUUAUUGAUGUCAAAAGGAAAUUAGAGAUGAUGAUGAUGAGAAACAGAGAUAAACUUUAGGGUGUGCAAGUAUAUAUAUAUAUAUAUAAUAUGGGAGAAAACGUUGCGGCACGCGCGCAUACGUGUGUGAGGUGAAUGUGUGAUAUAUACGAAUAAUGAAGUUAUAACUAAAUUCGAACUUUGAGGAUCUUAUGAUGUGAUGCUUUAUCGAUUUAACCGCGGGAAAGUGACCUUUAUUCGAGAUAUAAAAUACACGUGGGGCGAGUCUCUGGCUGCAUAGAAGAGCAUGUAAAACUUCACUCUAAAUGUGUUUACGUUGUGAUUAGAGAGCGCAUCACGGGGGCGGGCGUAGCCGAAUCGCACGUGUCGGAAAUUUCGAAGACGCUUGCACUGUAGUAUGUUCGCAAAGUCGCGAUCGUCGCGAGUAGCGGCGGCGCGUCGUCUCUCUCUUUCUCUCUCUCUCUCUUUUUCUCUGUCUCUUGAUUUCACUCGCGGAAUGAAAACAAUUAUAUGGGAAAUGGAAAAACACAAUUCGCAUCGACUUUGUUUUGUCGUUCUCGGGCUCCAAAUGGAAAAAAAGAAAGAGACACUUGCGCGUGUAAAUCUAGGAACGACAUCCGCGCGACGGCCGAUUGCAUCAACGUCAGUCGGUGCUAAUCCUGGUUGACUCGUAUCAAACUUGUAUUCAAUGUGUACCUGGUUAAUAACUUUCUUUUCUCUAUAUUUGUGCCGUAGAAAAGAUUACAAUACGCCGAUGUAAUAUAAAGUCUUCGCGAAUUCGCAGUUAUCUCACGAAAAGUCCAAUCUUUUUACGGAAAAAGCUGAAUUUGCGAAUAUUUUGCGACAUCCAUGUGUCGACUCCAUGAUUCGGAAUAUUUUAUCCUAUAAUCCUGUUAUCGUCUCUACAUAUGAACGUUCUAAAACUACCGGAUGUCUUUCUUUCCAUUGCAGAUUUCUCGAUCGUUUCAGAGUUAGUUUUUCUCGAAUGAGAAUGUCUUGAGAUGAUUAUAGUUUUCGGAUAAUUAACGAAGACGCGGGACUUGCGACAAGUUAAACUUUAGAAGGGAAAAUUAUCUGGUCAAAUCAUAUUUUUCAAUUUCGAAUGGAGCUUUACUGCAACAAAAUUUUAAUUCGUGAUUUAUUUACAGAGAAAUGCGCGAUGUUAGGAGUCGGGAAGAUACGAUAGAUGACGAUUUUCCUUGAUACAUAUUUACUAUAUGAGAAAAUCUAUAUGGCCAUCCAACUGGCCAAGGAAACUGCGAUUGAGAAGACAUCCGGCGGUUUCAAGAUAUUUCGCAUAAAGAAGAACGGCGAGUGACUAAUCCAGAACUAAUUAACUCACACUGUUGGAGCAAUCCGUGCGAGAGACGUGAGAGACAAAUUACAUUCUCGUCUGUGUCGUUUUAGACGAACUAUAACUCACGACAGGAAUUUACUUAUAAAUUGAUUUUACGUGCGGGCCAAUUUAAAAAAGAUAUUUGACGAUCUACGUACAUAUACACUACGAUCUAGAUACAUAUACACUCGUGUACACGUAUAUGUAUAUAUGUCUAAGUAUAUAAGCACAUAAUUUAAAUAAUUAUUCUAAUUCCUCAAGUGUUUUCUUGCAAUCAGAACUAUUUAGAAUUCUGUCGUAGAUUUACAGAUCGUCUAAAGUGAAAUUAGUCGACCUUAACCCAGGAUCAGUCGAUCAUCUAGGGUCAAUGGAGGGUCAACGUUGUUUCAUGGUAACCCCGUUUAACUUCACCCUCUCUUCGCGAUCUACGUGUUAAUGGAAUAGAGGACGAUUAUGUAAAGAGGGCCGACUGUAGAUUCGCUAAUCGGAGUUAGUCGACCGGGACUGUUGGUGCAACUCAGCCUAAACCGUACCUCACGCACACCCAAACUCCACCAUCAUCACCAUCAUAAUCACCACCACCGAAACAAACGUUCGACACCUCGUCUUCAACACGACGUCUGCACCUUCCCGCACGUCGUCAGUUACCUGCAAUUAAUUGUCGUCUCUUAAGAAAGGAAAGAAGGAAGGAAAACUAGAAAAGGAAAAGAAAGGAAAGGAAGAAAUAAUUUCAUGCUCCUCUCUCUCUCGGCUUUCCGACAUAAUCCGUCCCCGAACGAGAUACAAAUGUAGAAGAAACUGUGUACUACUACGCAUAUAUAUGGAUCUACUAAGUUUAGACGUACGAUCGAGUAUUAAAAAAAAAUGAUGGAUUAUAUGCGAUUAGGAGUAGAAUAAUUUCCUAAACGGUAGUGCUGCGCGCGAAGGAGGGGGAGAAGGGGGAGGGGAAGCUACCGAAUGCAUAGGAAAAGGAGGAGGACGCGAGGACGAUGAUUUCUCUCUCCCUUUGGCAUUACCCGCCCGCUCUACAUCCCGAAGAAGCUUGUUAUCCGCAAAGCGUGUAAUGCAAGCGAGCGAGCAAGUAAAGCAAGCAACGGUCCUUGCCUCAGGUACACACACAUGCAACACACACCAACACAUAUACAAAAUAGACAAAUAUCUGCGAAACCGCUAUGCACGGUCGCGGUACACCUUCACGGCGACAAAACGAAGGAAGACAUAGAAUUCACAAUUUUGCCAGCGUUCACGGUAGCGGGGAGGAAGUUAGCGCCGUGACACGCCGAAGAAUAUGGAUAUAUUAUCUUAAAUGGUUUUACGUGUAUUAAAGCGAUUGUAAAUAUAUAUAUUAGAUACACCUUAUAAUAAACAUAAUUUAACAUAA